Messenger RNA from Neoarthrinium moseri, 2214 nucleotides. RefSeq lists its product as uncharacterized. NCBI's taxonomy places the organism in Eukaryota, Fungi, Ascomycota, Sordariomycetes, Amphisphaeriales, Apiosporaceae. Gene Ontology annotation, cellular component: autophagosome; cytoplasm. The record is from RefSeq and is a predicted model, not a curated record. The coding region runs from base 1 to 2214 and encodes 737 amino acids. Gene Ontology annotation, molecular function: ATP binding; protein serine/threonine kinase activity. The transcript is spliced from 2 exons. Gene Ontology annotation, biological process: autophagy; protein autophosphorylation; autophagosome organization.
AUGGGUGACGCCGUGAACGGUUGGCAAACCGUCCUGCCCACCACGCGGGUCGACCGACUCGAACGGGUGCAGCGAGAGACCGUUGAGCGUCAAGCCUUGGACUCGUGGGCAAAGCUGGAUGGCGACUGGUCUGGCUAUGGAAAGCACACAACCGAAUAUGCCCAAGCGAAGAAGCUGCACAGCAAGCUAAGGGCAGCCGUCAUACAACCCCUAGGCCGCGGCGGCCAAGGCGAAGUCGAAAAGUUAAAGUACACCCACAAGAACAGAUCGGUCGAGCUAGCCAGGAAACGACUCCGGGGCGUGAUUGAGGAGUUAAGGGAAGAGGCAGACAUUCUGGAGCAAUUGUGCCAUGACCACAUUGUGAGGUUGAUUGGGACGUAUGGCUACCACCCGAAAGAGCUUUACCUGCUGUUGUGGCCAGCGGCGACUCGCGAUUUGGCCGACCUUCUGAAAGACCUUGACGAUCUUCGGUUCGACGGGGGAGACCGUGAGGACAUUCUAGAAAGGCUGCAAGACCUGGACUUGACCAACACGGCUGCCAUUGACAACGUCUACGCUAUCACCAACCCCAGCCGCGACAGCAGUGAUCAUUGCCCUCUGAGCUACUUGCAGCGCAUAAUGGGUUGCCUGACCGACGCUAUUGGUUAUUGCCAUGACCAGAACAUUCGGCACCUAGAUCUUAAACCGGAAAAUAUCCUCGUUAGUCCCGGACGAGUUCAUCUUGCAGAUUUCGGCAUAUCCAGAGACGUGUCAGACCAAGAACAGACGAACACAUUCCUUGAGAUUGGUACCAAGAAAUGGUUCGCGCCUGAGCGAUUUCCCAGCGAUCAGGGCUGGUCGAUGCAGGCAGCUGACGUAUACUCACUGGGUUUGAUAUUCCUGAACAUCAGUGCAAUCAUCUAUGGCGCACGGCAAGCUCAUCUAUUCGACAUACUGAAGCAGGUCGACUGGCAGAUCAAGCUCCGUCAAUUAGAUGCAUAUCUUGAAGACUUACAGAAGCUUGCUCUUGCUACCCAAGAGUUUGCCGACGACAAAGCAAAUACGUUUGCGCCUAAACAUGUCGUCGGGCUCAUUCGGUGUAUGACAUCGCUGGAUAAGUCAAAACGUCCCGAUACUGCCAAAGUCAAUGCAGAACUUGUCCGUCUUGGUGGACUCGAACAAAUCUACCACAACAGCUGCUGCAAGCGUCCAGCCAGGGUCCUGGUACAGCUACUGGACAGAGAAUAUGCCCAGGCUUCCAUGGAGCGUGAUCGCCUAGCAGAGGAGAAUGAGCGUAUCGGCAGACAGCUUCAAGUCUACAAAGAUCGAGACGACAUGUAUGACUUGCGAAUCCGAAAUGAACGAGAGAAGCAUGCCAAAGACCGCGAGAGACUGUUAAAACAAUUAGAGGAAGAGCAGAAGCACCGCAGGCAGCUAGAAGCUCAGCUUUGGGGCCCAGAGCAGCAUCGCCGGCACCGCUCAAGCGUCACGGCCCCGGAGCGAAGUGCUAGUGGCGGCCUCAUGAUGAAGACCACUAGGCAGCCGGCCAAAUCACCGUCACAGCAACCCAGCAAGCCAGUGACCACGCCUUCGGUCAAUAAUCCCCCCUUGCUAAGAUCACCCACAUCCAACACUGGCAAAGGACCUACGUCGGAUCUUCGAAAGUCUACAGACUCCUUGGCCGGCAGUGGUCUGCUCCGUACCAGUACUUCUGCGUCUCGGCUACCACAACCCGUCAAACCAUCAACGCCGAUAAGAUCUAGCACUCCAAGUACUCCGCGGGAUACCAAUCUCACCGAUACGACAACAACCAGCAUAGCCUCAUCCCUGUUCAGCCGAAGUAGUCGACGCACCACGGGGAGUGGCCUCUCACCAAACCCCAGUCCAAGCUCUUCCAAUAUUCUAGCUCGGCCUGAUGCCCAGCCUGAUGGAUCCGCUGCCCCAGAUGCCACUGCCAAAUUGCCUCCACUAUCUUCAUACUUUCCAAGAGGCUUGGAGGCCCCUCGCCAUGUGGUCAAUGCAGAAUCUGAGGCGGGGUCCGUUGGCACUGAUCUUGCCGAGCUCGACCUGCUCCAUGAUAAUCAGAGUCAGGCAGGAACAGAUGCCUCUGACCUUCCAGGGCCAACAAGAGUCCCAUCUCUGCCAGUAGACAAAAGCUGGGCGGCUAUUGCCGGAGAUCGGAGGGGUUUAGCUAACAUGAUCAGCGCUGUCACGAGCAAGAAGAAAAAGACUUGA